Messenger RNA from Thalassophryne amazonica, 2072 nucleotides. RefSeq names its product neuronal pentraxin-1. The record is from RefSeq and is a predicted model, not a curated record. NCBI's taxonomy places the organism in Eukaryota, Metazoa, Chordata, Actinopteri, Batrachoidiformes, Batrachoididae.
UCCGGUACACAGACGGGGCAUUAAUGAGGCUCUUUUUUGUUUCUCUGCUUGCUGAUGUCUCCAUUACAACAAAGAAGUCAACACAAGCUAAACAUCGACUGGCCUCACACAUUUUGAAGUGAAGCUCCUUGGUGUCUGUUGAGCUGUGGAUGGAGAACAUGAAGAGAUCUCAGAUCACCUUCUUUGCUGCUUUUUUGGUUUCUGUAUUGUCACUCCUCUGCUGCCCUGUUUCUGCCAGUACAGGGUCAAACUAUGAUUACGUGGCCCAUCCGCACUUUGUCUGCACUCCCAUUCCAGCGGACAUAGACCCUGCCUGCUUCCCAACUGCAGGGCCGGGUGUCGGGGCAGCAGGUAUGGGCGGACCACGGCGUCAAAGCGCACUGCCUACGGGCUGGUGGGGGGCAAGCGAAGAGGCUAAAGCCACCAUCCUCCACCUCAGGGAGAGCCUUCUUCCAAAAGAGACCAUCCUCGACCAGAGGGAGACCAUAAGAGAGCUGACCGCCAAGCUCACCCUGUGCGAAGGCUUUGGGCGGGGCAUGACAUCUCACAAUGACCACCAGAGCCCACCCUCACACUCUCAUCACUUAGGAGUGGACAGUUCACACACACACACCGACAAUGGCCACUACAGCAACCUCCAAGGUCACCAUGGAAACAGAAACAUCAUGCCAGACUCAAUGCACUACUUCUCUGUGGGGGAGGAAAGAUCUGAUGGAUGGCAUGGCAGCAACCACCAGGGGGCGCACAAACAUGUGACCCCAGUGAACAUAACAUCAUCACCAGAGCAGAUGGAGAGGAUGCUGCAGGCGCUGAAGGAGAGGGUGGACAACCUGCAGAAGAGAAACACAUCAAUUAGCUAUUCCACCUCCCUGAAAGAGCUGCUGCAGAGGAAGAUCGAUAUUCUGGAGGAGCAGCUGCACCAUCAUUCUGCUGCUCUCAACAGCCCAGACCAUCAUCAUGAUGAAAGCAGUCACCAUGACAAUGGAAGCCAUCAUGAUGACAAUCACCAUGAGGAUGGAAAUUCCAAUGACCACAAGGAUGGCCACAUUGAGGAGAACCACACAGAGCAUCACGAUGACAGCCACAACGAUGACCAUCAUGAAUCAGAUGGUAACCACAGCAGCCGUGAUGACGAUGAUGAUGACAGCCACCACAGCAAUGAAGCAGUCAGCCGCAAUUACCUUUCCCACUUGGGAUACAGAACUUCAGGGUCCCGAGCAGGAAUCCAUUCAAAUAAACUGGAGGCAAUCCUGAAUGAGCUGCAGCUCACAGGAUCCAGCAGGAAGAAAUCUAAAAGUCCAGAUGACUUCCAGAUUAGCUUUCCAAUGAGAACAAACUACAUACACGCAAGGGUUAAGAGGACUUUGAUGCAGGAGAUCUCUGCUUUGACCUUGUGUCUUUGGAUCAAGUCUGGCCUGGGGCCCAGCCUGGGAACGCCGUUUUCUUACUCUGCCCCUGGACAGGCCAAUGAACUGGUGCUCAUUGAGUGGGGGAACAACCCCAUGGAACUACUCAUCAACGAUAAGGCAGUGACGCUGCCCCUGUCUCUGAGCGAUAUGAAAUGGCACCAUGUCUGUGUGACCUGGUCCACACGGGACGGACAGUGGGAGGCCUACCAAGACGGGGUACAGAGAGCAUCUGGGACAAAUCUAUCUCCCUGGCACGCAAUCAAAGCAGGAGGGGUGUUCAUCCUGGGACAAGAGCAGGACACUCUUGGAGGUCGUUUUGACACAGUUCAGUCAUUUGUAGGCGAGAUGUCAGACCUGCAUAUGUGGUCACAUGUCCUGAGUGCCAGCGACAUCUUUACCUUGGCCUCCUGUGGCAGCCACCUUAGCGGUGACAUCAUCGCUUGGUGUGAGGCAGAGGUGGAGCUUCAUGGAGGUGUGGUCAGAUACCCCUUUAACCCCUGUCACUGAAAGGCUGCGGCACAGAUCAGUAACAUGAUGACAUCCUGAGAGCAUUGAGUCCAACAGAAACUCUAACACCUGCUCGGAUAAAACAGAUGUCACGUCGACUUUAAACUGUGCCGCAGACUCCUCAAGGCCUUCGUUUUCUUGUAAUUACCGAUAUUU